GGUGCUGCCACUCCUGCGCCGGGGUUAAAAAGCGGCGGGCGGCGGACCGGGGCCACAGUGUGGGGUGUAGUUGCAGAAGAGACACAGAAAAGUUAGUAGCGGAUUUUUCUGAUCUGCAGCAGCAUCCGUCGAGAGCAUCAUGGCAAACAAAUCACAGCAGGCUCCUCACCUGCACCUGGCCGAGGUCACCGCGUCCCAGUUCCUCGACAUUUGGAAACAUUUUGACGCAGACGGUAAUGGCUACAUUGAGGGGAAGGAGCUGGAGAACUUCUUCAGGGAGUUGGAGGUGGCCCGAAGAGGAGCUGGGGUAGACCCUUCAAACCCCACGUUCAGAGAAAACAUGAAGGAGUUCAUGCAGAAGUUUGACAAGAACAAAGAUGGACGAAUUGAGAUGUCAGAGCUGGCCCAGAUUCUCCCCACCGAAGAGAACUUCUUGCUCUGCUUCAGACAGUUUGUCAGCUCCAGUGCUGAGUUUAUGGCGGCAUGGCGGCAGUAUGACACAGAUCGCAGUGGCUACAUUGAUGCAAAUGAAUUGAAGGGCUUUCUGUCAGACCUGCUCAAGAAGGCUAACAGACACUACGAUGACCAGAAGCUUCAGGAGUACACGCAGACCAUUCUCAGGAUGUUUGAUCUGAAUGGAGAUGGGAAGCUGGGUCUGUCAGAGAUGGCAAGGCUUCUUCCUGCUCAGGAAAAUUUCUUACUCAUCUUCCAGGGUGUCAAGUUGGAUGCUGAGCAAUUCAAUGCCAUCUUCACAUACUAUGAUAAGGAUGGGAAUGGCUACAUUGAUGAGCAGGAGUUGGACGCAUUGCUACGAGACCUAUACCAGAAAAAGAAGAUGGAUGUGGACGCCAAGAACCUCAAAGGCUACAAGCAGAGCAUCAUGAGCCUGUCUGACGGAGGCAAACUGUACCGUGGCGAGCUGGAAAUUGUCCUCUGCAGGGAGCCAAUUGUGUGACUCUUCCUUCCUCUCUUGUUGUAUAUCAUAAUUUUCUCUGCCUGCCCCGCUUUGCUCUCCCGCGACCACACCCACUUCCAGCUGCCUGGCAACAUAUACCAGGUGCAUGAGCCAGACACCCCUGACCCUUAUCAUUUCCCCGACCCUUGAUAAAGUUACAAGUCCAGAAUGAAUGAAAAGUGCACUGUCAGCACGCAACAGCUCCUCGUCCUUACACCCUUAUUUUCUGCAGUCAGACCUUUCAACCCUAAACAUGACCUGUUUGAAUCCUCUGGCUUUUCAUCUUUGUAACAUUACCCGUGUCUUUAACCAUUUCUGACCUCAUCCCUGUCCAUGCCGCCCAUGCUGUGCCUGACUUGUAUAUCCUGUAAAGCCCAAACCCAUGACUCCACAGAAAUUACCUUUUUACCUGUUGAAAACCCCCAAACCUUUACCCAGCUUCAUCGACCCCUUCAUCCCCUUGCUCUAUCAACUUUGCAUUAGAUACAAUAUAUAGUCGAAGAAAACUGCAGACAACUGUGUUUGAAUUGAUUUUAUUUAUAGUCUGUGAUGGAACUGUUACAGAUUUUUCCACCUUUAUCUGACCUGAACCUCUUCUGUUACAUUUCCAUACUAUGGUUUUCAUUUUUAAUAUUUGUUUUGGGCUGAUACUGUCAAUUGAAAAUAUUAAUAAAAUGUCUUAAGAUAAAA
Notolabrus celidotus (New Zealand spotty) is the source of this 1645-nucleotide messenger RNA. It is a transcript of the gene calb2a, whose product is annotated as calbindin 2a. Gene Ontology annotation, molecular function: calcium ion binding. The transcript has 11 exons. The record is from RefSeq and is a predicted model, not a curated record. NCBI's taxonomy places the organism in Eukaryota, Metazoa, Chordata, Actinopteri, Labriformes, Labridae. Gene Ontology annotation, cellular component: nucleus; cytosol; synapse. The coding region runs from base 140 to 955 and encodes 271 amino acids. Gene Ontology annotation, biological process: regulation of long-term synaptic potentiation; regulation of presynaptic cytosolic calcium ion concentration.